AUGGUGUUGGCCCUCAUCCUCGCACUGCACCCCAGCCAGGGCUUGUCCCCGGGGGACACUGUCACCCUGCGAUGCCACCUGCCCCAGUCGGCUGCACAAGUUGAGCUCUACCAGGAUGGACUUUUGGGAUCCUACAAGGACAUGGACAAGCAUCAGGUCAUGGCUGAGUUCUCCUUGGUUUGUGUAAAGCUGGAAGAUGCAAUGAAGUAUUGGUGCCAGUACCGGGUUUUGGAGCCACCGGGAGUAUCAGAGAAGAGUGUCCCCAUCGAAUUGGUGGUGACAGAUCAUCGAUAUUCCCCACCUAACAUUUCCAUCAGCCACGAAAAAAUUGUGGAAGUGGGGACCAAUGUCACCAUCCAGUGCUGCAAUCAGGGCUAUGGGGGCAUCAUCUUCUUGCACAAGGAUGGGCACUCAGUCCCUGUCCAGCACCAGGACCCCCGUGGCGGGGGCACAGCCACCUUCAUCCUUGUUGCGGUGACCUCAGCUGACAGUGGCACCUACAGGUGCUCCUAUCACCCCAAGGCCUCCCUCUUUGUGUCCUCACCCCUUGGGGACAGCGUGAUGCUGGAGGUGACACCCACACCUGCACCCCCAGGUGAUGAGAGGAGGUCUCGUGGGAACCUGGUGGUGGCAGUGGUGAGGGGCUGCACUGAUGCCCUCACCUUUGGCCUCGGCAUCUUCUUUGUCAUCGAUGCCCAAAGCCUCUGGAUAUGGAGAGAUGUGAGGACUGGGGCUGACACAAAAAUCCCCAAGGACAUGCAGUUCCAGAUCCUGGCUGUGGGGAAGUGCAAAUCUGUAUUGUGGAGACCCACCUAG
Molecule: messenger RNA, 816 nt
Organism: Gallus gallus (chicken)
Lineage: Eukaryota; Metazoa; Chordata; Aves; Galliformes; Phasianidae
Gene: CHIRL4
Product: osteoclast-associated immunoglobulin-like receptor
Exons: 6
Coding region: 1-816 (271 amino acids)
Source: RefSeq, a predicted model, not a curated record